AUGUUCUCAAGGUAUUUGCGUUGUAAUUACGAACACUCUGAUGGCAGAAUAAAGUACUGGAAGGGAUAUAAAUCAGGGAAAUGGAUUGACAUGGUUUUGCUUCCUUUCAUCGUAGCAGGUGAGCAGGCUAAAGGAAACAAUUUCUCUAAAGCAAUGAUUAAGGUUUUACAAAAUCGAAUUAUUAACGAGAAAGCCUUUUUUACAGGAUCGAUGUGA
Molecule: messenger RNA, 216 nt
Organism: Naegleria lovaniensis
Lineage: Eukaryota; Heterolobosea; Eutetramitea; Acrasida; Naegleriidae
Exons: 2
Coding region: 1-216 (71 amino acids)
Source: RefSeq, a predicted model, not a curated record